AUGAGGAACUCCAUGGAAGCACCUGAUGGUCGUCACAUCGAUAUUGGUUCGAAUACGAAUCUGCAUGUAUUCGCCAGCUCUACUGAGUCGGCUUUCUUUAGUGCAGCCGUGACCUUUGGGGCCGUGAUAGGUUCUCUCGUUGGGGGUCCAACUACCGAACUUCUAGGACGUAGAAUGGCCUUCCUACUAGCGGCCCCUACCAGUGCAUGUGGGUAUGUAAUCGUUGGAGUUGGUAAAGCUCCGUGGCUAUUGGUCUUAGGGAGGGCCCUCGAGGGUAUCUCUAUAGGUAUAUGCUCAUUUAAUGGUGCUGUGUACAUUCAAGAGAUGUCGCCAAGUGAUCUGAGAGGUGCCUUUGGAUCCUGUACUCAGCUUGUAACAAUUGUUGGUAUGAUCGUCAUAUACGGUCUUGGGAUGGCUCUACGAACACAGGCGAAUUCCUUAGAUCCGCUAGCAACCCCUACAACAUUCUCGAAUUGGAGGGUUCUAUCCUUCAUUUGUGUAAUCCCUUCCGGACUACUCUUCAUCAUCAUGCUCUUUGCGAAAGAGACUCCGCGAUGGCUGGCAACAAAGGGGAGAUUGAAUGAGGCUAAGGCAACUCUCGAGCUCAUUAGAGGUGUUCCCAUCACCGACCAACGCAUCGCUGAGGAGGUUAAAGCUCUCGAAUUGGCGUCGAUGAAAACUGGACAACGAACUGCCUCAUUAGUUGAACGGAUAAGGGUUUUGUCAUCUU
Messenger RNA from Perkinsus marinus ATCC 50983, 730 nucleotides. Its product is annotated as sugar transporter, putative. Gene Ontology annotation, molecular function: transmembrane transporter activity. The transcript has a single exon. NCBI's taxonomy places the organism in Eukaryota, Perkinsozoa, Perkinsida, Perkinsidae. The record is from RefSeq and is a predicted model, not a curated record. Gene Ontology annotation, cellular component: membrane. Gene Ontology annotation, biological process: transmembrane transport. The annotation marks the transcript as partial.